GGACAGGAUUUGGAUUGUGGCCAGGCGUCGCUGGGCUCAUACACAAAGCGCAGAAGUGUGUGUGUGUGUGACACACAGCAGUGAUUGUGUUGGCUGUUUAUGUUGUUUGUUUACACCAAGACAAUGCGGGUGCUGUGUGUCCUCCUGUUGGGUGUGUGGCUUGUCAGUGGGGAACAUCUAGAGCUCGACCAAGUUGUACUCGUGCCAGAAGAUUGGACCCAUGCAGGUAGAGUGGCUCUUCAGGAGGAAGUGGAGCUCACUUUUGCUCUCAAGCAGCAGAAUGUGGACCAGCUUCAGGAACUGCUGCAGCUCGUGUCAGACCCGGAUUCACAGCAGUAUGGGAAGUAUUUGACCUUGGAGGAAGUGGAGUCGCUGGUCAGGCCAUCUCAGCUGACCGAGAAAACCGUGUGGACGUGGCUGCAGGGUCAUGGGAUUCGAAAUUGUCGCACUGUGCAAACACGAGACUUCUUGCAGUGCACUAUGACUGCUCAGGUGGCAGAAAAUUUGCUUCCUGGAACCGAAUUUCACCGUUACAAAAAAGGAGAUCAGACUAUAAUCAGAUCGUCGUCUCAGUACUCAGUUCAUGAAGAUGUGUUUGAGCACCUGGAUUUUGUGGGUGGUGUGCUGCGCUUUCCAACAAGUGGUAAAGAAAUCAGUAAGGCCUGGGAAGGGCCUAGGCGAUCUGGAAAGGCUUUUCAUUUGGGUGUGACUCCUACAGUCCUAAGAGCUCGAUACAAUCUGACUGCAGCUGAUAUUGGUCACGCUGCUAACAACAGCCAAGCAGUGGCACAGUUCUUGGAGCAGUAUUACCAUCCGGCAGACUUGGCCGAGUUCAUGAGCAUAUAUGCAAGAGGCUUCAAACACUUGACAGAAGUAGAGCGAGUGGUGGGCACACAGGGAGGAGGAAAAGCAGGCCUGGAAGCCAGUUUAGAUAUAGAAUACAUCAUGAGCACUGGAGCCAACAUCUCCACAUGGGUCUUCACCAACCCAGGUCGACAUGAGACCCAAGAGCCAUUCCUUCAGUGGAUGCUGCUGCUUAGCAACAUGUCUGCCGUGCCAUGGGUGCACACAAUCAGCUACGGCGAUGACGAGGACAGUCUGUCCACUGCCUAUAUGAACCGCAUCAACAACGAGUUCAUGAAGGCAGGGCUUAGAGGAAUCUCUAUGUUGUUUGCAUCUGGGGACAGUGGGGCUGGCUGUUGGCACUUGACCAAAGAAAAUGUGUUCAGGCCGAGCUUUCCUGCUUCCAGUCCUUAUGUGACCACAGUGGGUGGGACGUCCUUCAAGAAUCCUUUCAAACUCACCUAUGAAGUCACAGACUUCAUCAGUGGUGGUGGCUUCAGUAACGUAUUUGCAAUGCCAGACUAUCAGGUUGGUGCAGUGAGUGCGUAUUUAAAAGGUGCAAAGUCGCUUCCUCCAGAGUCUUACUUCAACCGCAGUGGAAGAGCCUACCCUGACAUGGCAGCACUGUCAGACAAUUACUGGGUCGUCACCAACCUUGUACCCAUCCCAUGGGUAUCUGGAACCUCGGCCUCAACUCCAGUGGUAGGAGGGAUCCUCUCACUCAUUAAUGAUCAACGCUUCCUGAAAGGCCUUCCCUCUCUUGGCUUCCUCAAUCCACGACUGUAUAAACUCAAAGGCACUGGUCUUUUUGAUGUAACAGAGGGAUGUCACUUGGGUUGUUUGGAUGACAAGGUAGAAGGACAAGGGUUCUGUGCUGCUUCUUCAUGGGAUCCAGUGACUGGAUGGGGAACUCCAAACUACCCUGCUCUACUCGCUGCUCUGAUUGAGAAAUAAAAGCUCAGAAAACCAACGGGCUUAAAAAAUUCAGUUACAUUGAAUGACAUUAAAGAUAAACUUGUUAUAUAAAAAAAACCUAAUG
This is a messenger RNA of Clarias gariepinus (North African catfish), 1882 nucleotides long. It is a transcript of the gene tpp1, whose product is annotated as tripeptidyl peptidase I. Gene Ontology annotation, biological process: proteolysis; central nervous system development. Bases 100 to 1797 code for a protein of 565 amino acids. The transcript is spliced from 13 exons. Gene Ontology annotation, molecular function: serine-type endopeptidase activity; tripeptidyl-peptidase activity. NCBI's taxonomy places the organism in Eukaryota, Metazoa, Chordata, Actinopteri, Siluriformes, Clariidae. The record is from RefSeq and is a predicted model, not a curated record.